AUGUCUAAAUCGUGGGUUUUAGUCGCGUUGUUCAUUCAAUUAAUCAUCUUAAUUUUCGUGUAUCGACUGUUUAAAAAUGAUUCCGCUCAUACUGAACAAGGGAAGAUUAUUGGUGCGCAGAUGGACUCCACUCAAACGCAGGAGUUGACAAACUCAGCUUUGAGACAAAUAGAAGCCAUUGAAAUCGACUGGAGUAAAAUACCACAAAAACAGACGCCUCCGAAGGGAGAUAUGCACGACAAAUGGAUAGUUCUGACGACAAUUAAUGCGCCGACAUCAGAUGUGAAGAAGUUGGCCGGUAUUGAAGGCUGGAAGGUUGUAGUUGUAGGUGAUACGAAAACACCGGCAGACUGGAGGUACACCAUAUUUAUAUGUUUAUUUAUGGUAAUAACUCUUUGAGGGCUUUGAUAUUUUUCUGCGGAAGGAAAAUCUGCCGAAUUUAAUCAAACUAGUGAGAUUUCACGUCUUUUCUUUCAGAAGCAAACAAUAAUUUGCAUUUGUUCAGGUGUGAUAUGCCACAAGGAAUCGAAACAAAAGCUUUAGCCCCAGUGGUGCGUAACGCAGAAUUAUGGUAUAUUCUUAGAACGUCCUUGAUUUUUUAGUAAAUGAAGAAAUGAUUCGAUUCACUCUUUCUCAAGGAAAUUCGAAAGUUAGGAUUCUACUGAAGUUUUGGAUGUGACAAGAUCAAUAUCAACCCAACUUUAUAUUAUUUUGAUCGCGUGCAACACGUCAUCGCCAGAUUAGCACGAAAUUACCAUAGCGCUAUGUGAUAGUUAUUUCCCGCAUUUGGUUUUUUAAGGGCAACAAAUACUCACAAAAAAUAUACAACAGUAGCCACCGACUUAUAUUUCGUUAAUUUGCAUUAAUUAACUAGCAGGAAGAUGUACUAUUUUCCACAACACGGGCGCACGUAAACUUUGUUUCGUCUUAGAGAGAAAUCAGUGUAAAUUUUUUGCCUGUUCGACAUUCGAAAAAUCGAAUACAUGGUUUGCCAUAGUUUUAUCCACGUAAAUUGGCGCUCGAUAUCAAGCUGGAUAAAAUUUGUGAAAUGGUCGUGACAAUAAUAUGAGUCGCAGAGGAUUGUUUUGGAGAUAAAUAAACACGAAGGGAUUUGUCCUAAGGACCUGUCGCAUCAGCUUGUUACAUGGUAACACAAUUUUGUUCACAUGUAUCCAGUGAAAACGAUCACCGAAAACACAUCUUCUCUAAAAUGCAUUCCAGAGGAGAGGUUUUUAAAAGCGCCAUUUUGCUGUGCUCGUGUGGACAGUUAAAACCAUGACGGAGGUUUCUGAAAAUAUAUUCAUGAUUUAUUCGGUCGGGCCGCGCAUGAGAAAAGACUAAGCAACAUGGCGGACGGAUGCAAGCUGUUUGUUUCACUCCUAAUUUGGGCUACUUGCACUAUUUGCAAGCAUCAAGCCUUUUUUUCAGCUGCAUUUUUUAUGUCAGUUGUGCCAGGCGAUUACGUAGGAAGACGACGCAACAUAAUCACGCUUCUUUCUGCAGUGGUCUCUAAAACAGGUGGCAAAAGAUGAUCAAUUGAAAAUCGAAUACAUGGUUGCAUGCCUUUGAAUACCAACUAGUCAUCGCGAAAGACUGGAGGGAGAAUUUGCUAUCUCCAUAUUUUUUUAGCGCAAGAUAUUAGUGGGUACGCAUGCUCAUAUCAAAGGUGGUUCGGUUUUUGGUCACUGUUUCGUUGGUGUGCGAACUGGCAAGAACGAUUGAAAAACGCAAUGUGUAGACUGGCGAUUUAUUAGUCGAAGGAAAAUCCUUGUAUUAAUUCAAAAACGAAUACGUGUAGGCGGGACUUGAGAGCUAUAAACGCAGGUAACAACAAAGGUCGAGAGGGUCUGGGUAUAGGGAAGAGUUGGGAACGGUCAGAAUAAAGAGCUUGACCAUAUUUUGCUUUGUUCAUUUCUACAGCCAUCCCAAUUGCGUUUUCCUGAGUGUUGAAAAACAAAAAUCUCUGGGAUAUCGCAUCCACGACUUGCUUCCGUACAAAAGUUAUGCGCGGAAAAACAUCGGAUACCUUUAUGCCAUUCAACAUGGGGCUAAAAUUAUCUACGAAACAGAUGACGAUAACUCACCAACAAGUGGGAAAAUAACCUUUCACCAGUCAGAGCUGGGUGACUUCAACGUCUACAAGACGGAAUCGAUGGUAGUUAAUCCUUACGAACACUUUGGACAGAGUACUAUUUGGCCUAGAGGGUACCCAUUGGAACACAUAGCUGAUCCCCCGUCACACAAGUUUGUUAAAUGUCAAGGGGUGGACACAUCCAUACAGCAGGGCGUAGUAAAUGGUGACCCAGAUGUGGACGCUGUCUUUCGUCUAACAAGAAAGGACAAAGGUGUGGACUUAAAAGUAGAGUUUGCUGCUGACGCACUACCAAUUGUUCUUCCUCCAAACACGAUGGCUCCUUUUAACUCCCAAAACACGCUGUUCUUGAACAAAGCCUUGUGGGGCAUGUUGAUACCAAUCACAGUGGCAUUUCGAGUCUGUGAUAUCUGGCGUGGUUACUGGGCACAGCGGUUGCUAUGGGAUGUUGGCUCGCAGCUGUCAUUUUUCCCGCCAAAUGCUGUUCAGUUUCGAAAUGCUCACAACUAUCUUGAUGAUUUCAUAGAUGAGAAAAUGUUUUACCAUAAUGCUGGGCGUUUCGUCGAGUUCUUGAUUAAAUGGAAAUCUGACAAAAGGGAUUUCUUCAGCAGAGUUCUAGAUCUGAGCAUAGCAAUGGUUCGAGAAGGCUUCUGGGAGAUCAAGGAUGCCAUGUUAACAAAAGCAUGGUUAGAAGAUUUAGUUAGCGUUGGGUAUCACAUGCCAGCUUUAAACCCUGCUCAUCAGUCAUGCGAAAAGACGAUAGGAGCAGAAACUGAACUGCGCACGAAAGAGAAACCAUCGUCAUACCUACGCGCGGGGAGCAAACUACAAAAUUUAGAAUUAUAA
Messenger RNA from Pocillopora meandrina, 2938 nucleotides. The record is from the annotation of a GenBank genome assembly. NCBI's taxonomy places the organism in Eukaryota, Metazoa, Cnidaria, Anthozoa, Scleractinia, Pocilloporidae.